AUGUCUUCAAUCGCUCUUGCUCGUGUUUAUCAGCAGUCCUUCGAUACCCACCCGUACACCACCCUCGCCCUAACGAACGGUGUCAUGGGCGCGUUCUCGGAUGUGGUUGCGCAGCUCACACAACGAACGAUUUUGGAUCCACCUCGAGGUGAAGAACACCCGCCCUUUGACUUCAUCCGGACCGCACGCUUCUUCGCUUUUGGCCUCGGAAUGGGACCAAUCAUCGGAAGAUGGAACCUAUGGUUAGAGAGAAACUUCCCUCUGCGCGCGCCCUCAUUUGCAGGACGGCGAGGCAAAGUCAGCUUGAAGGCGCUCGGCAAGCGUGUGGCGGCGGACCAGCUACUCAUGGCACCUGUCGGUCUCGCACUGUUCCUUGGUUCGAUGGGCAUCAUGGAGGGCCGUGAUAAGCGGCAUAUCCAAGAAAAAUUCCAAGACCUGUACAAACCUCUCAUCAUCACGAAUUGGCAGGUGUGGCCGGUCGUUCAGCUGGUUAACUUCCGUUUCAUGCCGCUUCCAUACCGCGUGCCCUUCCAGUCGACAUGUGGUAUCUUCUGGACUCUCUACCUUUCUCUCGCCAACUCGAAAGAAAACAAACAAGAAGACCACCGCGAUCAACUUCGGAAAACGCUUGACAGCAAAGCAUAA
Messenger RNA from Phanerochaete carnosa HHB-10118-sp, 645 nucleotides. RefSeq lists its product as uncharacterized. The record is from RefSeq and is a predicted model, not a curated record. The coding region runs from base 1 to 645 and encodes 214 amino acids. Lineage: Eukaryota; Fungi; Basidiomycota; Agaricomycetes; Polyporales; Phanerochaetaceae. Gene Ontology annotation, cellular component: cytoplasm; membrane. The transcript has 6 exons.